This is a messenger RNA of Schistocerca americana (American grasshopper), 462 nucleotides long. Its product is annotated as chromo domain-containing protein cec-1-like. Bases 1 to 462 code for a protein of 153 amino acids. Lineage: Eukaryota; Metazoa; Arthropoda; Insecta; Orthoptera; Acrididae. The transcript has a single exon. The record is from RefSeq and is a predicted model, not a curated record.
AUGUUAAAAGCAGAAGAAAAGGAGAAGCCUGCUCCAAAGGAAAAGGCUGAAGAGAAGAUGAAAGAAGAUAAACUAGUUUCUAAGGAGGCAGCAGAGGAAGAUAAGGGAGAAGACAAAGAGACAGUUAUUACUGAAGAUAUACCUGAAGAAAUAAAGCAACUAGAAGAAAAUGAGAAACCUGCUCCAACAGAAAUUUCUGAACUCAAGACAAAAGAAGAGACAGCAGUACUAAAGGAGCAGGUUCUGGAGAAGAAGGCUGAUGACAGAGUCAUUACAGAGGAUAUAACUAAGUUGGAAGUAAAAGAAAAAACUCCCUCUGAUGACAGGGUUGAAAUAAAGGCAGAAGAAGAGAUAAUAACUGUAAAGAAAGUGGAUGAGGAAAAGAAGGAAGAAGAAAACGCAAAAGUUGAAGUUGCUGGAAAACGAAUUGUUGAAGGGGGAGCAAAGGAAGAAGAUGGCUGA